AUGUCGUACAUGCGAGGCGACCUGCUGACGAAGACGAGGAAACUGGUGAAGGGGCUGGCCAAGCCCGCCCCUGCCUGGCUCAAGGCCAUGGAGCAGGCACCUCCAGUCACAUUCCCUAGAACUGAUGGUAAAAUCGAGAAGAUAGAACUGCCAGAGGAUGUCUAUGUCAAGAGGUUCUUCAGAAGGCAUCCUGAUUCACUCUACCAUGAUGCAAUAAAGAUAAGCGGGUUUGAUCCACCGCCAGCAAGAGUUUUUGCUUGGCGUGUCUUAGAGUUGAAAGAACAGGGAGUCAAUGAAGAUGAUGCAAUGGCUGUAGCAGAUAUGGAGUAUGGAGCAGAGAAAAAAGCAAAGAAGCUAGCAUACAAGGAACUGAAACAAAUUGCACGCAGAGAAGGAAAGCCACCACCUCCAAAUCCAUAUCCAAGCGCUAUCAAAGAAAUACAGGCAGAGGAAAAGAAGUAUGUUAGGGACCGUUUCCAUAACCCAAAGGUACUCGAGAUCGUGAAUAAGAUGAAAGAGGACAGACAGAUGUUUCUUCAAGAUAGAGCAGCAGCAUCAGGUGGAUCAGGUGAAGGACAGUAA
Molecule: messenger RNA, 582 nt
Organism: Triticum turgidum subsp. durum (durum wheat)
Lineage: Eukaryota; Viridiplantae; Streptophyta; Magnoliopsida; Poales; Poaceae
Source: the annotation of a GenBank genome assembly